CAGCAAUUCGGAUUGAGCCUUCUCCCUCCACCCGCUUCCGCCGGCCGGGCCCCUCCCGCCCGGCCCCGCGGGCCUCCCCACCCGGCCCCGGCGCCCCCCACCGCCACCCCUCCGCCCGCCCCUCCCCCCUCCGCUUUCCCUUCUCCCCCCCGCCUCGGCUCCGACAUGAGGGGCCGACGGGGCAGGCCGCCCAAGCAGCCCGCGGCUCCCGCUGCGGAGCGCUGCACCCCGGCUCCGCCGCCGCCGCCGCCGCCUCCGCCCACGUCCGGACCCAUCGGGGGGCUGCGCUCGCGGCACCGCGGCAGCAGCCGGGGCAGGUGGGCCGCCGCCCAGGCUGAGGUGGCGCCCAAGACGCGGCUGAGCUCGCCCAGGGGGGGCAGCAGUAGCCGGAGGAAGCCGCCGCCGCCGCCGCCGCCGCCGCCGGCCCCCCCCAGCACCAGCGCCCCGGGCCGGGGGGGGCGAGGAGGCGGGGGCGGCAGGACGGGGGGCGGGGGCGGCGGCGGCCACCUGGCCCGGACCACCCCGGCCCGGAGGGCCGUCAACAAAGUGGUGUACGAUGACCACGAGAGCGAGGAGGAGGAGGAGGAGGAGGAGGACAUGGUCUCCGAGGAGGAGGAGGAGGAGGAGGAGGACGGCGACGCCGAGGAGACCCAAGAUUCCGAGGACGACGAGGAGGAUGAGAUGGAGGAGGACGACGAUGAUUCCGAUUAUCCGGAGGAGAUGGAAGACGACGACGACGACGCCAGUUACUGCACGGAAAGCAGCUUCAGGAGCCAUAGCACCUAUAGCAGCACUCCAGGUAGGCGAAAACCAAGAGUACAUCGGCCUCGUUCUCCAAUAUUGGAAGAAAAAGACAUCCCACCCCUUGAAUUUCCCAAGUCCUCUGAGGAUUUAAUGGUGCCUAAUGAGCAUAUAAUGAAUGUUAUUGCCAUUUAUGAGGUACUGCGGAACUUUGGCACUGUUUUAAGGUUAUCUCCUUUUCGCUUUGAGGACUUUUGUGCAGCUCUGGUGAGUCAAGAGCAGUGCACACUUAUGGCAGAGAUGCACGUUGUGCUUUUGAAAGCAGUUUUGCGUGAAGAAGACACUUCGAAUACUACCUUUGGACCUGCUGAUCUGAAAGAUAGCGUUAAUUCCACGCUGUAUUUCAUAGAUGGGAUGACGUGGCCAGAGGUGCUGCGGGUGUACUGUGAGAGUGAUAAGGAGUACCAUCAUGUUCUUCCUUACCAAGAAGCAGAGGACUAUCCCUAUGGACCAGUAGAGAACAAAAUCAAAGUUCUGCAGUUCUUAGUCGAUCAGUUUCUUACCACAAAUAUUGCUCGUGAGGAAUUGAUGUCUGAAGGGGUGAUCCAAUAUGAUGACCAUUGUCGGGUUUGUCACAAACUUGGGGAUUUGCUUUGCUGUGAGACAUGUUCAGCAGUAUACCAUUUGGAAUGUGUGAAACCACCUCUUGAGGAGGUACCAGAGGAUGAAUGGCAGUGUGAAGUCUGUGUAGCACAUAAGGUGCCUGGUGUGACUGACUGUGUUGCUGAAAUCCAAAAAAACAAACCAUAUAUUCGACAUGAACCUAUUGGAUAUGACAGGAGUCGGAGGAAAUACUGGUUCUUAAACCGAAGACUCAUAAUAGAAGAAGAUACAGAAAAUGAAAAUGAGAAGAAAAUUUGGUACUACAGCACAAAGGUCCAACUUGCAGAAUUAAUUGACUGUCUAGAUAAAGAUUACUGGGAAGCAGAACUCUGCAAAAUUCUGGAAGAAAUGCGUGAAGAAAUCCACCGGCACAUGGACAUAACUGAAGACUUGACCAAUAAGGCUCGGGGCAGUAACAAAUCCUUUCUGGCGGCAGCUAAUGAAGAAAUUUUGGAAUCCAUAAGAGCCAAAAAAGGAGAAAUUGAUAUUGUUAAAAGCCCAGAAGAAAUAGAAAAGGACAAGAAUGAGACCGAGAAUAAUAACUCCAAAGAUGUUGAGAAAAGCAGAGAGGAGUUUGAAGACCAGUCCCUUGAUAAAGACAGCGACGACAAAACACCGGAUGAUGAUCCUGAGCAAGGAAAAUCUGAGGAGCCAACAGAAGUUGGGGAUAAAGGUAACUCUGUGUCAGCAAAUCUUGGCGACAACACAACAAAUGCUUCUUCAGAAGAGACUAGUCCCUCUGAAGGGAGGAGUCCCGUGGGGUGUCUCUCAGAAACCCACGAUAGCAGCAACAUGGCAGAGAAGAAGGUGGCAUCUGAGCUCCCCCAGGAUGUGCCAGAAGAACCUAACAAGACAUGUGACAGCAGUAACACUAGUGCUCCCACUACCUCCAUCCAGCCUAAUCUGGAAAACAGUAACAGCAGCAGUGAACUAGCUUCUUCCCAGAGUGAACCCGCUAAGGCAGCCGAUGAGCCUGAAAACGGAGAGAGAGAGUCUCACACACCUGUCUCUGUUCAAGAAGAGAUAGGUGAUUUCAAAUCAGAGAAGUCUAAUGGGGAAAUAAGUGAGUCUCCUGGAGCCGGAAGAGGGGCAUCUGGGUCAACUCGAAUUAUCACCAGAUUACGGAAUCCAGACAGCAAACUUAGCCAGCUGAAGAGCCAACAGGUGGCAGCUGCAGCCCAUGAAGCAAAUAAAUUAUUUAAGGAGGGCAAAGAGGUACUGGUAGUUAACUCUCAAGGAGAAAUUUCACGGUUGAGCACCAAAAAGGAAGUGGUCAUGAAAGGAAAUAUCAACAAUUAUUUUAAGUUGGGUCAAGAAGGGAAGUAUCGUGUCUACCACAAUCAGUACUCCACCAACUCAUUUGCUUUGAAUAAACACCAGCACAGAGAAGAUCAUGAUAAGAGAAGACAUCUUGCACAUAAAUUCUGUCUGACUCCAGCAGGAGAGUUCAAAUGGAACGGUUCUGUCCACGGGUCCAAGGUUCUUACCAUAUCUACUUUGAGACUGACUAUCACCCAACUAGAAAACAAUAUCCCUUCAUCCUUUCUUCAUCCAAACUGGGCUUCACACAGGGCAAAUUGGAUCAAAGCAGUUCAGAUGUGUAGCAAACCCAGAGAAUUUGCACUGGCUUUAGCAAUUUUGGAGUGUGCCGUCAAACCUGUUGUGAUGCUACCAAUAUGGCGAGAAUCUUUAGGACACACCAGGUUACACAGGAUGACAUCAAUUGAAAGAGAAGAAAAGGAGAAAGUCAAGAAAAAAGAGAAAAAACAAGAAGAGGAAGAAACAAUGCAACAGGCUACAUGGGUAAAAUACACGUUUCCAGUUAAACAUCAGGUUUGGAAACAAAAAGGAGAGGAAUACAGAGUAACAGGAUAUGGUGGUUGGAGCUGGAUUAGUAAAACUCACGUUUAUCGGUUUGUUCCUAAAUUGCCAGGCAAUACUAAUGUGAAUUACAGAAAGUCAUUAGAAGGAACCAAAAAUAAUAUGGAUGAAAAUAUGGAUGAGUCAGAUAGAAGAAAAAGUCCACGGAGUCCAAAAAAAAUAAAAACAGAGCCUGAUUCUGAGAAAGCCGAGGUAAAAGAUUCAGAUGCUGCCAAAGGAGCAGACCAAAGUGAAAUGGACGUUUCCAAGAUUACUGAGAAGAAGGACCAAGAUGUACAAGAAAUUUUAGAUUCUGACAAUGAGAAACCCUUUAAGGAAGAACCAAUGGAGAUAGAUGAUGAUGUGAAAACAGAGCCACGUAUUAACUGUCAGGAAGGUUCUCAAGUAGAUGUGGUUAAUGUCAGUGAGGGCUUCCAUCUAAGGACUAGUUAUAAAAAGAAAAUUAAGUCAUCCAAACUAGAUGGACUUCUUGAAAGGAGAAUUAAACAGUUUACACUGGAAGAAAAACAGCGCCUCGAGAAAAUGAAGUUGGAGGGUGGAAUUAAGGGUAUAGGAAAGACCUCUACAAGUUCUUUGAAAAGCCUUUCUGAGUCACCAGUAACAACGAAAGCAAAAGAAGGGUGUCAAAGUGACUCACUUAGACAAGAACAAAGCCCUAAUGCAAGUAAUGGUAAAUCUGAAGAUGUGAUUCGGGGAUGUUCACAAAGCGAUUCCUCAAUUCUUGGAAUCGGUGAUCCUGAUCAUACAACAGACAGUCUUUAUCCAAAAGAUCAAAUGUUAGAUGACGUCUCCUUUCAGAGUCCAGAGACAAACUGUCAGAAACAAAAUUCUGUUGGAAAUGCCAUAGAUGAGAGUCUCUCUGAACCUACCAGUCAAGGCCAGGAACCUGUUAAGAUUAAAACAAGAGGAAGUGACUUUCUCAUUGGUGACUCCAAACCAGCCAGUGCAGAUGAAAUUGGUACUUUGAUCUAUAAGAACAAAAAACCACUCAUACAGGAGGAUAAUGACACCAUUGUUUCUCCUUCCCAGAGCCCUUCACUUCCAUCGGUACCUAAAAGUACCGAUGAUAGAGAUCUCCCGUCUCUGUCAAAAGCAGUGGACUUUGAAGGAAAACUAGGUUGUGUCUCUGAAUAUAACAGCACUUUGGAAAAUAGUUCUGAUACUAUGUCUGUUCAGGACAGCAGUGAAGAAGAUAUGAUUGUUCAGAAUAGCAAUGAAAGUCUUUCCGAGCAGUUCAUAACUCAAGAACAAGGUAUCGAAGGCUUGGAACCAUUGAAACGGGAGUUUGUUCCAGAUAAGUCCACUGGAAACUAUGAUAAAAGACCACAGGGUAAGGUAACUGAAGCAAAUGGUAGAAAGCCAAGUCAAGAACAGAAAUUAGAGAGAUCAGUUAAUAAAUGUAUUGAUCAAGUCAAUCUAAAAAGUAGCACUGACAAAAAGAAUAAUGAAAAUCGAGAGUCUGAAAAGAAAGGACAGAAAGCAAGUACCUUUCAAAUAAAUGGAAAAGAUAAUAAACCCAAGUCAUAUUUAAAAGGGGAAUGCUUGAAGGAAAUCUCUGAGGGUAAAGUAGUAAGUGGUGACAUUGAACCAAAGCUUAAUAAUAUAAAUAAGAUAAUCCCUGAAAAUGAUAUUAAGUCUUUGACUGCUAAAGAAUCUGCUGUAAAGCCAUUCAUGAACGGUGAUGUCAUCAUGGAAGAUUUUAAUGAAAAAAACAACUUGGAAAUAAAGUCAUCUUUACUGAGAUCUUCAGAUGCUGAAGGCGACUACCAAGAUGGCCUAGAGACCGUGCCGUCAACCAGAGAGCCUGAGAGUGCACACGCUGCCAUGCCUCCACUGUCUUGUCCAGAAAGCAGUUCAGCGAAUCAGGUAGAAGAUAUGGAAAUUGAAACCUCUGAAGUUAAGAAAGUUACUCCCUCACCUGUUCCUUCUGGAGAGGAAUCUAACCUCAGUAAUGAUUUUGUUGAUGAAAAUGGUCUGCCCGCCCACAAAGAUGAAAAUGUCAAUGGAGAGUCCAAGAGAAAAACAGUCAUCACAGAAGUCACCACCAUGACAUCCACAGUGGCCACAGAAUCAAAAACUGUAAUCAAAGUAGCAAAAGGUGAUAAGCAGACUGUGGUCUCUUCCACAGAAAACUGUGCCAAAUCCACUGUCACAACCACCACUACAACAGUAACAAAGCUUUCCACACCCGCCACAGGCAGCAGUGUGGACAUCAUCUCUGUGAAGGAGCAGAGCAAAACGGUGGUCACCACAACAGUGACAGACUCGCUGACCACUGCAGGGGGCACUCUGGUGACAUCGAUGACCGUGAGCAAAGAAUAUUCCACAAGAGACAAAGUGAAACUCAUGAAAUUUUCAAGACCCAAGAAGACUCGUUCAGGUACAGCUCUGCCAUCCUAUAGAAAGUUUAUCACCAAGAGCAGCAAGAAGAGCAUAUUUGUCUUGCCUAAUGAUGACUUAAAAAAGUUGGCCAGAAAAGGAGGAAUCCGAGAAGUCCCUUAUUUUAAUUACAAUGCAAAACCUGCCUUGGAUAUAUGGCCAUAUCCUUCUCCUCGACCAACCUUUGGUAUCACUUGGAGGUACAGACUUCAGACUGUAAAGUCCCUAGCUGGAGUGAGCCUUAUGUUACGGUUACUGUGGGCAAGCCUGAGAUGGGAUGACAUGGCGGCCAAGGCUCCUCCGGGAGGAGGGACUACACGGACAGAAACAUCUGAAACUGAAAUCACAACAACAGAGAUAAUUAAAAGGCGAGAUGUUGGUCCUUAUGGCAUUCGAUCUGAAUAUUGUAUCCGGAAAAUCAUUUGCCCCAUUGGAGUUCCAGAAGCACCAAAAGAAACACCUACACCUCAGAGGAAAGGCCUUCGAUCAAGUGCAUUACGGCCAAAGAGACCAGAAACGCCCAAGCAAACUGGCCCUGUUAUUAUCGAAACUUGGGUAGCAGAGGAAGAAUUGGAAUUAUGGGAGAUCAGGGCGUUUGCUGAAAGAGUGGAGAAAGAAAAGGCACAAGCAGUUGAGCAACAGGCUAAGGUUAGUGAACAGAAGAAGGCAGAGGACUUCAAGGCCCACAUGGAGGCUCACCUCAAACAGCAGCGCUUGGCUGUCCAGCAGAAACGAUUGGAACAGCAGAAGCCUACAGUAAUUGCAGCUUCCACCACUUCCCCACCAAACAGUACAACUAGUACCAUUUCUCCAGCACAAAAAGUUAUGGUGGCCCCCAUAAGUGGCUCAGUUACAACUGGAACCAAAAUGGUUCUCACUACUAAAGUUGGAUCUCCAGCCACAGUAACAUUCCAGCAAAACAAGAACUUCCAUCAGACCUUUGCCACGUGGGUUAAGCAAGGCCAGUCAAAUUCAGCCACCAGCACAGCUGCCACAUCUGCUACAACCAUUGCCAGCACAGGUCAGACGUUCCAAAUUACAGGCAGUCCAGUCACUAUGGCAGGAAAAGUAAUUACCAAACUGCCACUUCCUGCAAACAGCAAGAUUGUCGCUGUAAAUGUGCCAGCAACACAAGGAGGUGUUGUUCAAGUACAGCAGAAAGUCCUGGGUAUCAUUCCAUCAAGUACAGGUACAAGUCAGCAGACCUUUACUUCAUUCCAGCCCAGGACAGCAACAGUCACAAUUAGGCCCAAUACCUCAGGCUCUGGAGGAACCACAAGCACUUCACAAGUAAUCACAGGGCCUCAGAUCCGCCCGGGUAUGACGGUGAUUAGAACACCACUCCAACAGUCAACACUAGGAAAGGCGAUUAUUCGAACACCUGUGAUGGUACAGCCAGGUGCUCCUCAACAAGUGGUGACUCAGAUCAUUAGAGGGCAGCCCGUCUCCACCGCAAUCUCUGCCCCGAGUGCAGUUUCCUCAACCCCUGGGCAGAAAGGAUUAACUUCGGGAGCAUCCAGCACAAAUCUGCAGUCUUCAGCCUCACAGUCCCCUCGCCCCCAACAGGGACAGGUGAAGCUUACCAUGGCUCAGCUCACUCAGUUAACACAGGGUCACGGUGGCAAUCAAGGUUUGACAGUAGUAAUUCAAGGACAAGGUCAAACGACUGGACAGUUGCAGUUGAUACCUCAAGGGGUGACCAUACUUCCGGGUCCAGGCCAGCAGCUGAUGCAAGCUGCCAUGCCAAACGGUACCGUUCAGCGGUUCCUCUUUACGCCUUUGGCAACAACGGCCACAGCAGCCAGCACCACCACCACCACCGUUUCCACUACAGCAGCAGGUACAAGUGAACAAAGACAGAGUAAAUUAUCACCCCCGACACAGGUGCAACAAGCCAAAACCUUGCCACCAGCUCAGUCAUCAAGUGUGAGUCCUCCAGAAGCCCAGCCACAGACUGCUCAGCCUUCAGCUCAGCCCCAGCCCCAAACCCAGCCCCCGUCCCCAGCUCAGCCUGAAGUUCAGACUCAAGCUGAAGUUCAGACCCAAACAACUGUUGCAUCCCAUGUCCCUUCUGAAGCACAACCCACCCAAGCACAGUCAUCCAAACCCCAAGUCGCAGUACAGUGUCAGCCUCAAAGUAAUGUCCAAGGACAGUCUCCUGCUCGCGUCCAAAGUCCACCACAGACUCGAAUACGUCCAUCGACUCCAUCCCAAGUGUCUCCUGGACAGCAAUCCCAGGGUCAGACUACAACCUCACAACCGAUUCCAAUUCAACCACAUACAUCUCUUCAGAUACCUUCCCAGGGCCAGCCACAAUCACAACCCCAGGUGGUGAUGAAGCAUAAUGCUGUAAUAGAACAUUUAAAGCAGAAAAAGACCAUGACUCCAGCUGAAAGAGAAGAGAAUCAAAGAAUGAUUGUCUGUAACCAGGUGAUGAAGUAUAUUUUGGAUAAGAUAGACAAAGAAGAAAAACAGGCAGCAAAAAAACGGAAGCGUGAAGAGAGUGUGGAACAGAAACGUAGCAAGCAGAAUGCCACCAAGCUCUCCGCGCUGCUCUUCAAACACAAAGAACAACUCAAAGCUGAAAUCCUAAAAAAGAGAGCGCUCCUGGACAAAGACCUACAGAUUGAAGUGCAGGAAGAGCUCAAGAGAGACUUGAAAAUUAAGAAAGAAAAAGACAUGGUGCAGGCCACUGCAGUGGCGGCCACCUCGCCUGCAGCCCCGCCUGCGCCUCCAGCCCCUCCGCCGUCACCCCCGCCUCCGCCUCCCCCGCAGCACACAGGCCCCCUGGCCACGGCCACGGCCACGCUGCCUGCGGCUUCCCAGAAGAGGAAGCGAGAAGAAGAAAGAGACUCAAGCUCCAAGUCCAAGAAGAAGAAAAUGAUCUCUACUACCUCAAAGGAAACUAAGAAGGACACAAAGCUUUACUGUAUCUGUAAAACGCCUUACGAUGAAUCUAAGUUCUAUAUUGGCUGUGAUCUUUGUACUAACUGGUAUCAUGGAGAAUGUGUUGGCAUCACAGAAAAGGAGGCUAAGAAAAUGGAUGUGUACAUCUGUAAUGAUUGUAAACGGGCACAAGAGGGCAGCAGUGAGGAAUUGUACUGUAUCUGCAGAACACCUUAUGAUGAGUCACAAUUUUAUAUUGGCUGUGAUCGGUGUCAGAAUUGGUACCAUGGGCGCUGCGUUGGCAUCUUGCAAAGUGAGGCAGAGCUCAUUGACGAGUAUGUCUGUCCACAGUGCCAGUCGACAGAGGAUGCCAUGACAGUGCUCACGCCGCUAACAGAGAAAGAUUAUGAGGGUUUAAAAAGGGUGCUUCGUUCUUUACAGGCCCAUAAGAUGGCCUGGCCUUUCCUUGAACCAGUGGAUCCUAAUGAUGCACCAGAUUAUUACGGUGUUAUUAAGGAACCUAUGGACCUUGCCACCAUGGAAGAAAGAGUUCAAAGACGAUAUUAUGAAAAGCUGACAGAAUUUGUGGCAGAUAUGACCAAAAUUUUUGAUAACUGUCGUUACUACAAUCCGAGUGACUCGCCUUUUUACCAGUGUGCAGAAGUUCUUGAGUCCUUCUUUGUACAGAAAUUGAAAGGGUUCAAGGCUAGCAGAUUCUGAUAUCUUUAGUCUGAAUUCUUAACUGGAAUCAGAACUGGAUGUUGGGGUCACUCUUUCUUUUAUUGUACCACGUGAUUACCUAAUUCAGAAUUGCCCCCAAAAGUUCAUUAGUUAAUAUAAUUUUUUAAUGUUGAAAAUAUAUGUAUAGUAGUAAACAGUUUAUUCUAGCAGCCAUGUUGAACAAUGUAUUUAAGAAUUGUAAACUCCUGGAAUACUGUAUUUAUAUACACUAUUGCAAUAGACCAUACUUUGACUUAGUCCUGGUAACUGUACAGUAAUUUGGUUUUACUAACGAAAGUUGUGAAUAAAACUGUGAAACUAGAAAGGAGACUUUCUGGACUUUAACAGAAAAAUGUGAUUUUUUAAUACUGCUAUUUCUUUUUUAAUACAAUUUUUUCUUCAUAUUCCCCCAAAUCAAUGUAAAUAAGCACGCACACACACAUGUCUUUACCACAAUGGUAAUGCUUCUGUAAAUGUUUCUAUCUGUCCCUCUGGCUAAAAAUGUAUAAUCUUUAUUAGAUGAAUAUAUAUAUAUAUAUAUAUAUACAUAUACAUAUAUAUAUAUUUUAAUAAUGGCCUUUUCCAGUGAACUAUCAUGUUUCAGUGUACAGUGAAAAUUUCUAUUUUAGGUUAAAAAUUUCUUACUCGUUCUCAUAUAUUUGCUUGCCAAGGGCGAAUGAAAGAACAUGGCUGCUUCCCCCAGACAGACCGACCUUGGCAUCCACGUAAAGCAUCAUUGUUUUAAAAAAUGAAGGGUGCUUAAUUGUUCCCUUUUUUCUGUAUUCUGUAGGUCUCAUAACAACAAACUGCAGUCUACAGCUUCUUAAAGUUCAGCGUGUUAACCUAACAUAAAACACAGCAAGAAUCUGGUUGUCUGAACUAUUUUAAAUUAAGGAGCCAGAUGUUUUUAGUCAGGUUAUCCUGACAAGACUUGACCUAAACUUCGUUUUUAUUGGUCAUAACAGUCCAAUUAUAUUCUUGGCCAAUUUUGUCCAACGGACAAGGGAAAAGCAAAGUCAACGUCACCAUUAUCUUGUCAAGAUCAAAUGGUUUUACUCUUGUGGCAGAAGCGGGAAAACUGUUUAUUGAAAAAAAAAAAAAGAAAAAAGAAAGCAAGAAAAAAAAGAUAAUAUGGGGUCAAGUGUAACUCCAUGGAAAUGCCACGUCUGCUCUUCAGUGAAGAAGCUGGUUUAGAGUCUCACAGAAAACUUUUGACUGUAUUUAUUUAUUGUUGCAAAAAAGACGCUUUUUUAUUGCUGCCCUCAUUUGUCAGCUAAUUAUUUUUUCUUAUAAAAUCCAGCCCCGGUUACAUGUAAUCCAUUCUGUAUCUUAUCAUGAUUCCUGUAGGUAAAAGUACAAGACGACCUCUAGAUGUCUUUUCUUUCUAUGAAAGGAGCUGCUAUGUACACAUGUGCACACACACAUACACACACAUACACACAACUGGGAAUCAACAAUGAGUUUAUUGUUCAUGGUAGAUAAAAAUUAAGCUUGCAUAAAGGUUGGGCUAAGUAGUCCUGGACUACAGACUCUGUUGCCUUGAAUAUAACAGUACAGUUUGUCAUUUACUCUGCACCAGGCUAAACUGAGUAAAAUCUAUUUGAAGGUAUCUUGUUUGUAAACAUUUGUCAGAUUCUAAUUUUUUUCUUUUUGUAUUAAAAUUCAACUAUGGAUGUAUAUGAAACAAAAUAAAUGGAGAUCAUUUUUCUCCCACA
This is a messenger RNA of Zalophus californianus (California sea lion), 10985 nucleotides long. It is a transcript of the gene BPTF, whose product is annotated as bromodomain PHD finger transcription factor. Gene Ontology annotation, cellular component: NURF complex. Gene Ontology annotation, biological process: regulation of transcription by RNA polymerase II. Gene Ontology annotation, molecular function: RNA polymerase II cis-regulatory region sequence-specific DNA binding. The transcript has 32 exons. Bases 166 to 9270 code for a protein of 3034 amino acids. The record is from RefSeq and is a predicted model, not a curated record. NCBI's taxonomy places the organism in Eukaryota, Metazoa, Chordata, Mammalia, Carnivora, Otariidae.